AUGGCGGCGGUGGACGGGCUGAUUAGAGAUGAGAAUGGGAAGUGGAUCCACGGCCUCAUGGUAAACAUUCGAAUAACCAUGAGUGCUUUGGCUGAGCUAUGGGGAAUUUGGCAGGGAAUGAUCCUUGCCAAGACAUUGGGAGCAAGAAACCUUAUCAUUGAAGCAGAUGCUAAGUGGGUCAUCGACGCUCUGAAGAAGGAAGAGUCUGAAGAUAUACAACACGAAACCAUUUUCAAAGACUGUGAAGAGAUGAAGAAGGAAGGUUGGGUUACCGAUAUUAAACAUAACUGGGGAGAAUGGAAGCAUUGCGCUGAACGAUUGGCGAACCUAACACUCGAGAGAGAUGAAGGGACUCAAUGGUUAGAGAAAGCUCCUGAAGAACUUUCACAUUUACUCCUAGCUGAUAUCAACGGGGUAGAAUUGCUUAGAUGGUGUACUACUAAACGUUGUGGUUUUUUCCCACUUGUACAGAAUAAAAAGUUAUAUAAACUCAAAAGCUAA
Messenger RNA from Hibiscus syriacus, 501 nucleotides. RefSeq lists its product as uncharacterized. Lineage: Eukaryota; Viridiplantae; Streptophyta; Magnoliopsida; Malvales; Malvaceae. The coding region runs from base 1 to 501 and encodes 166 amino acids. Gene Ontology annotation, molecular function: RNA-DNA hybrid ribonuclease activity; nucleic acid binding. The transcript has a single exon. The record is from RefSeq and is a predicted model, not a curated record.